Solanum stenotomum is the source of this 478-nucleotide messenger RNA. RefSeq lists its product as uncharacterized. Bases 53 to 478 code for a protein of 141 amino acids. Lineage: Eukaryota; Viridiplantae; Streptophyta; Magnoliopsida; Solanales; Solanaceae. The record is from RefSeq and is a predicted model, not a curated record. The transcript is spliced from 3 exons.
AUAAAUUGUGCAAACCUAUAAAGAAACCUCUCCUAUUUCUAUAAAAUAUCUUAUGACUUAUUUUUUAAUCGUGAAGGGAGGCAAAGAUGGUAAUCCACCAAACAUGACAACUAUUUUCUUUGAGACACGUAAGAAGGGAAAUGAGCUUGUCGAACCUGAAACCGUUGAAAAAUAUGCUGAAAUUCACGAGCUUGUACAAUCUGAACCAUCUCUUACUAAUAUUGAGGUAGUGGAAAGGUGCUUUGGACCUCAAUGCAAAAGUCACGUAGUUGGAUUUGGUGGUGGAAUAACAACUAAGGAGUUAAAAGGCGGUACCACCUCAAAGGCUGCAUUGUGGGAAGAGCUGAAAACAACUCAAAAAGAAAAGGAAUCACUACAAAAAUGCAUGGAUAUUCUAGAGAGUAAAUAUGAACACCUUGAAAAUAUAGUGAUACGUCAGUCUUCAUCAGUUCCAUCAAUUCCAUCAGUUGUGCUAUGA